This is a messenger RNA of Haliotis rufescens (red abalone), 1396 nucleotides long. RefSeq lists its product as uncharacterized. The coding region runs from base 118 to 1068 and encodes 316 amino acids. Gene Ontology annotation, biological process: signal transduction. Gene Ontology annotation, molecular function: protein binding. NCBI's taxonomy places the organism in Eukaryota, Metazoa, Mollusca, Gastropoda, Lepetellida, Haliotidae. The transcript has 4 exons. The record is from RefSeq and is a predicted model, not a curated record.
CGUAAAACGCGUCAUAAUCGCUGCUCAUUUGCAUAAUACAUGCUGUGCAAAGGGUGAAAAGAAAGUUGUUGGUUGUACCUCACACAGGUUUCAUUCAAGCAAGCAUUUGUGGUAAACAUGUCAGGACCAGAGAACAUAUCGGACGUAGAGCUCCUGUGGUACAAGGGGUUUAGGAUUCUAAACAAGGCAGUGGCCCUUGAACUACGUCAGCUGUUUCAGCGCCUGUGGAACCAGAAGCAUCCAACCAACCCAUGGCAGGAUGACCAGACCUCAGGGGAAAUUUUUUAUAAUGAUUACAAACCCAAAAGAGAUAUCAGACGAUAUGAGGAUAUUAUAAAAAAUGGUAAGUUAGGUGGAUGGGACAUGACAGUUCUGUGCCGAGCAUUUAUUGACUACUCCCUUAUGGAUACCAUUGACAGUAAGUACAGUACCAAUGUCCACAUCUUGAGAGACUUGCGGAACACAUAUGCUCAUAGCCCAAAUUCAUCCAGACAACAAGGAGACUAUCAGAAAGAUAUAGCUCAAAUUAGGAAGGUUUUCACGGAACUUGGUCUGAGCGAAGAAACCUUGAAUGAAGCAGAGAGCAUCACCCCAGACGAUAUAGAGCGUCGAGAGCUGCUGAGUGUAAUAGAGACCCUGAUACAGGAACAGGCAGAGUUUAGGGAGGAAGUCCGGAAAAGACUUCCCGAACAUGGUGAAGACCAACCAGAUCAACAGGACCCUUCAAUUCCUGAAUGGUUCCGUGCAAUGCCUCGUGACCAACAACAACGGGCCGUACCUGACGUGAUCAUUGGGAGGAUUGCAGAACACAUCGGGGAUGAGUGGGAGCUGAUAGCAGUAGAAAUGGACAUCUCUAGACCCAAGCGACAAGCUAUUGUAGCCAAAUACCCAAGAUCCAUCCAGCUACAGAUUAUAGAAGCAUUCAACAAAUGGAAACAGAAGCUACCCUCAAGUCAAACUACAAUUGCAUCAUUGAUUAAAAUCUUGUGGCAGUGCAAUGGGCGGUGCGACAUCGACUGGAAAUGUGUCGAGAAGGUGGUGAUGGGGAAUUGGUCUCUUGAACAGUGAAGCCUGUGAGGACACACUACUGUUAUGAAUAACUAUCUUCUUUCCAUUGAUGUUACUGGAAUACUUUUUGCCCCUUCACCAUUCAACUGAUAGUGCAAACUGUAGAGCAGUAUGAAUGCUGCCUUCAUCUCACACAAUUCUAUUUCUGCGUGUGACCUAUUUUUUAGCAUUUGUUCCUUUCCUUUUAACAACAUUACUACUACGACGGAACAUGUGAAGACCCUGAGUAGAAUAGGUAUUCGGCAACCAAUGCUUGCCGUAAAAGGCGGCUAUGCUUGUCGUAAGAGGCGACUAACGGGAUCGGGUGGUCAGGCCCGCUGACUUGGUU